Molecule: messenger RNA, 3195 nt
Organism: Myxocyprinus asiaticus (Chinese sucker)
Lineage: Eukaryota; Metazoa; Chordata; Actinopteri; Cypriniformes; Catostomidae
Exons: 7
Coding region: 75-2207 (710 amino acids)
Source: RefSeq, a predicted model, not a curated record
CCACGCUUUAUGAAGGUGAAUGGGGAGAGAAGACAAGUCCUAAGAGCGUCUCUGCCCGAGCUGAAGUGACUAAAAUGGGGCUUCGCAGACUGACCAUGACGUGGGUGUACAUGACAGGCUGCCUUCUAUGGGUGUCUGGAUGUGUCGCGCAAAAAGUAUACUUUGAUUGUGGAGCCAAGGUGGAUGUUGUGGAUGUACAGGGCUUCAUUCUGUCACCCGGCUUCCCUUAUAACUACUCAUCUGGCACUCACUGUGUUUGGCAGUUCUUCGUGCCCAUCGGCCACCAGCUGACCAUGGAGAUGUUUGAUUUCGAUGUCUUUGAGAGUCACAACAGUCCUACCACAUCCACAGCCAAUGUGGACGAGGUACCGAAUGAUGAAGGGACACUGGUAUCAAAAGGCCUUGCUAUUAGUCAGAACAUGGGAAGUCCAAUCAAAGAACCCCAGUCCACACAUAGGGACGAAGUCAAGCAAGUUGUUGUCCAGGAGCAGUCCACUAAAAUGGAGAUGACCAAAUUUUCCAAUUCUGCCAAAAUGCUCUCAGAUUCCCCAUCUGCAAUACCCUCAGAUUCACAACCUUCUCUCUCAUUAUCUGGAGCUCAGGCAGUUGAUGAUAAGGUCAGGAAUUCUGUCUCACCCCAGGUAUCCAGAGCAGGUAGUGACCCUACAGAUAAAGUGGGUCACUUUGUCUCUGAAAUCCCACGUACAGCCACAGAAAUGGACGAAACUGUGAGACCUGAGACCCAACAACCUUUGAUGGAUGCUUGUCCCGAUGAUGUGCUCUAUAUAUCUGAUCUCACCACCUUCUCCUCCCGAUUCUGCGGUUCUAGACAACCUUCUAGCAGCCAGCUGGUGUUUGGGGCAGACGAUGAGAUGGUGGAGGUCAUCAUGGAGUUGAUAACUACUACCCACUGGGGUCGUGGUUUUGCUUUGCUCUUCCAUUACCAGAAUCAAACCCAUACGCCCACAACUGGACACCAGAGAUCAGUUUUGACCUCAGACGGCAACACUGGCGCAUUGCUCGGUGCAGUAAGUGGAGUGGUCAUGUUUUCUGUGGCUCUUGCUGGCACCCUCUGUGUGAUUUUCAGAUCCAAACUCUGUGCGAAAGGAGCCAAUGCUUCCUCAUUAAUCAGCUCAGAGGUUCCAGAAGGAGUGCUGAAUUUAGCAGUAGAUGUAAGUGAACUACAGAUGGUUUCUCCUAAUCACUUGGAGCAGCAGCCUGGUACAGUGAAUGAUAACAACAACCAUUCCCUCCACCGGAGUCUGUCCCAUACAGGGUUAUCAGUCAAUGGAGCAUGUGAUGUAUCAGAGAAAGCUGCUCUAGAGAUGUUCUCCAGUGGCCGGACAGAAAUAGAGCUGGGCACAGAUGAAGUGUUUGUGAUCGCUUCUGCCCCUACUUCAGCCAAACUUCCCUUGUCUUCACACACUCAACGCGAGCGUUUCCUGAGACACAGUGACACGGGACCCAGCCGCACUGGAUCGGCCAAUAGUGCGCGACCACGAGCUUGGAGUGUCCGAACAUUCCAGGAUCUCCUUCCUCAACUCCAUAAGAAAUGGUGCAGCUGGAACUCCACCAGUCCCUUCACCAAACUGGUGGACCAUGGACUUCCAAGCACAGCUACAUAUGCUCACAAUUGUGGAAGGGCAAAGGUCCUUUCUGACGCUCCACUUCAGAGUCCUGACCAUAACUGUCACUCUGACUCCUACAUGAGCAACGCCUCGUACCCCCUGACUCAACCUGCCGAGCGACAACGCUGGCUCAACUCCACCAGCAAUCUCCGAUGCACCCGAUUCAACACACCAUGCUUUGGCUUGCUCUCUGGAAACUCAGAGUCCUUCAGUCCACAAGAGGGCACUGCUGUGAAUGAAAUUACAACCUCAAACCAGCUCGCUGAGACCACCAGUGCCCCCUCUGGCCAACAGAAAGCCCAGGGUGAAGUAUUAAGUGCGGAGGAUGACCACGUCACUAUGCCAGUGUUUGCUAUUUCAGAAGAGGAAGAUUGUCAGCCUCUUGUAUUAGCAGAACAUCAUGAAAUGCCUUUGAAGGUCAAUAGACAGAUGUGUGAAGGCCCAAAAAUGCCCCUGCUAUCAAAAGGCCAGAUCUCCGACGUCCAACCAACAGAUCGCUCAUUAGUGAGGGGAGGAGGCCCAAGCCAUGGUGCGGCGUUGCCUCUUGAAAAGCAGGGCUCUUUUACUGUCUCAUGCUAACAGAGAAAUAAAGUCUGCCUUGAGUACCAAUUUGCUAUUUUAAUCAGUGCUGUGCAGUUUGAGUGUGAUGGUUAUGUGACCAGUUCUGCCGAUAGAUGAUAUCAGCAGGACUGAAAACUCCCUGCUGAUUGGCUUUCGCCUUAUGAGCUGUUCUCAGUGUUUUCUGAUUGCAAGACAUUGAGCAUGUAUUUGAUUUCAGAGGGGUUUAUUAUGAAUGUUGGUAUGAUUCAUGAAAAGUAUGUUUUGUUAAAGCACUUGUUAUUGUUCUUCCAAGCCAUCGGUUUUGUAUUCGCACAGUUCAUUUGUUUAGUAUAAAACAUCUAACAAUAUAUUUUGUAACCUGCAAUUGUUUUGAAAUUACAUAUUUAUAUGAUCAACAUUUAACCAUGAAUAAUGUUUCACUCAAUAGUGAGAGUUUAAGAAGUUGUAGACUGACUGCAUUAUUUUCAUUAUAAAAAUUCCAUAUAUUGGCUCUAUGAACAAUACAGCUUGUUCUUAAUCCUUUUGCAACACGCAGUCGAAAGCUGCUUGGCAUCUCUUGCAACCUCAAGUUUUAAUUUUUUGCAAUUCACCAUGGGUCCAAUAUAUUUUAUACAGUUAAAAACACUAAGUGUUUUUACACAAUAAUUUUGACUUGUUCUGACUGAACAUUCUAUCGAUUCUGUCACUUCCACUAUGACAUCACAACUGUUUUUCCACCUAUAUCACUUCUAUGUGCCUUGUGGCAAUCAACUAUGCUGCUAAAUAUGCACUGAUGCGAUAAUUUGAAAGUGUAUACAAUCAUGUUUUUAUAAUGUAUUCAAUUUCAUAUAUGCUGUAACAGUAUUUCCAUUGUAUAGUGUGUUUUGUAGUUUACAUAAAUGCAGUAAUAUUGCCAACAGUGUACUGAUUUCAAUGCUGGAAUAUAAAGGGAACUGAUCACUGUACAGACCUUUAAAAAUGCAGUAACUAACACUUCAUACAAAUAAACAUUAUUGUAUAGUGAAAU